AUGCAUGAAUUCAUGUUAAAGAUCUGUGAUCGGGUGUAUCAUGAAAAUUGUGUUAGAUGUUCAGUUUGUUCCAUACUUCUCUAUGAUAAAUGUUUCGAAAGGAAUGAACAUCUAUACUGUUGCUUACAUUAUUAUAAGAGACAUAGUCCAAAUCGUUGUGCCGGCUGUCAACAAGGUAUUGCACCAACAGAAAUGAUUUAUAAAAUUAAGAAUGAUAUACUUUAUCAUAUCACUUGUCAUCAAUGCAUUCAAUGUGGUAGAAAAAUAUCACAAGGCGAACAAAUUUGCAUAAAUGAAAUAUCUAAAAGUAUUGCGUGCAUUACGCAUUCUGUUUGCAGCGAUGAUUUAUUUAAUAUUUCAACGCCAACUACAACAGUUUGUAUAUUAGAAACAAAUAAUGGUAGUUUAUUUUCUCAAGCUAUUACAAGAGGAAUGAAUUUAUCAACUACUCUUUUCACACAUUCACAUGAAACAUAUGGAUAUGAACGAAAUGAUGAAACAAAUUUUUUAAAACGUAGAGGACCACGUACCACCAUUAAGCAAUAUCAGUUAGACGUAUUAAAUAGAACGUUUACGUCAACUCAAAAACCAUCGAAACAUGUGACAGCUAAGCUGGCAUUAGAAACAGGCCUCAGUAUGCGUGUCAUUCAGGUUUGGUUCCAAAAUCGACGAAGUAAAGAACGACGAUUAAAGCAUUUAUGCAAUUAUUUGAGACGAUUUGAGCAGCGUUAUUUAAUAUCACCAUCGAUUGGUUUUGAUUGUAAUAAUUAUUUCUAA
Molecule: messenger RNA, 777 nt
Organism: Cercopithifilaria johnstoni
Lineage: Eukaryota; Metazoa; Nematoda; Chromadorea; Rhabditida; Onchocercidae
Source: the annotation of a GenBank genome assembly